AUGCCUGAAAAUCCUGCUACAGAUAAACUGCAGGUCCUGCAAGUUCUUGAUCGCUUGAAAAUGAAAUUGCAGGAGAAGGGUGACACUUCGCAGAAUGAAAAGCUCUCUCUGUUUUAUGAGACACUAAAGAGCCCCCUUUUCAACCAGAUACUCACACUUCAACAGUCCAUCAAGCAACUGAAGGGGCAACUCAGCCAUAUACCCUCAGAUUGUUCAGCCAACUUUGAUUUUUCUAGGAAAGGGUUAUUGGUGUUCACGGAUGGUGCCAUUACUAAUGGGAAUGCCCACAGGUCCUCUAAUAACUUGACUGUAUCUGGGUUAUUUUCUUGGACUCCAAAGUCAGGAAAUGAAGAUUUUAACUCACUCAUACAACAGAUGGCCCAGGGCCGACAAAUCGAAUACAUAGAUAUAGAACGGCCCUCAACUGGAGGCCUUGGAUUCAGUGUGGUGGCCCUUAGAGGUCAAAAUCUGGGAGAAGUCAACAUCUUCGUGAAGGAAGUGCAGCCGGGGAGUAUAGUUGGCAGGGAUCAAAGGUUAAGGGAAAAUGAUCAAAUAUUGGCUAUUAAUCACACGCCACUGGAUCAGAACAUUUCCCCCCAGCAAGCAAUUGCAUUGUUACAAGAAACCACUGGAUCUUUGUGUCUAGUCGUGGCCAGGGAGCCAGUCCACACAAAAAGCAGCAUUUCUACCAGCCUACCUGAUGCAAAUCUGCCUGACACAAUUCAUUGGGGCCAUAUUGAAGAUGUUGAGCUCAUUAAUGAUGGCUCUGGAUUAGGUUUUGGAAUUGUUGGGGGAAAAUCAAGUGGUGUUGUUGUAAGAACUAUAGUUCCUGGAGGAUUAGCAGAUCGAGAUGGAAGACUCAAAACAGGGGAUCACAUCUUGAAGAUUGGUGGCACAAAUGUGCAGGGAAUGACCAGUGAACAAGUUGCGCAAGUGCUGAGGAACUGUGGGAAUUCUGUCAGGAUGCUUGUUGCAAGAGACCCAGUUGGUGAUAUUUCCAUAACCCCUCCUACUCCUGCAGCCUUGCCUGUUGCUUUGCCUGCUGUGGCCAGCAGGAGCCCUAGUUCUGACAAUUCUACUCUUUUUGAAACUUAUGAUGUUGAACUCAUUAAAAAAGAUGGACAAAGUCUUGGGAUUAGAAUUGUUGGUUAUGUUGGAACAUCUCAGACAGGAGAAGCUUCAGGGAUUUAUGUGAAAAGUAUAAUACCUGGCAGUGCUGCAUAUCACAAUGGUCAGAUUCAAGUGAAUGACCAGAUAGUUGCUGUUGACGGUGUGAAUAUUCAGGGUUUUGCCAACCAGGAUGUUGUUGAAGUGUUACGAAAUGCAGGACAAGUGGUACACCUAACCCUAGUUCGAAGGAAAACAUCCUUGUCUGCUUCUUUAUGUGAAGGGCCCUCAGACAGAGGAACUGUGGUAGAACCACCAAAAACACCAGCCCUGUUUCUGACUGGAGCAGUGGAAACGGAAACUAAUUUGGAUGAAGAGGAGAAAACUGAAGAAAGAAUGGAGGAUCUAAAAAAUGACAACAUGCAAGCCUUAGAAAAACUGGAAAAAGCCCCAGACUCUCCAGAAAAUGAGCUGAAAUCCAGAUGGGAAAACGUACUGGGCCCUGAUUAUGAAGUAAUGGUUGCCACUUUGGAUACACAGAUUGCUGAUGAUGCUGAAUUACAGAAAUAUUCGAAGCUGCUGCCCAUUCACACUCUGAGGCUUGGCAUGGAAGUGGAUUCCUUUGAUGGGCACCAUUAUAUCUCUUCGAUUGCUCCAGGUGGUCCUCUUGAUACACUGAACCUCCUACAGCCAGAGGAUGAACUUCUUGAGGUCAAUGGCGUGCAGCUCUAUGGGAAAUCUCGCCGAGAAGCAGUCUCCUUUCUUAAAGAAGUGCCACCCCCCUUUACCUUGGUUUGUUGUCGACGGUUGUUUGAUGAUGAAGCCUCUGUAGAUGAACCAAGGACCACUGAAGUCUCCCCUCCUGAAGUGAAGGCUGAACACAAUGUAGAUGUCAAUACUGAAGAAGAUGAUGAUGGGGAAUUAGCACUGUGGUCUUCUGAAGUCAAGAUUGUUGAACUAAUGAAAGAUCAUAAAGGCUUGGGAUUCAGCAUUUUGGAUUACCAGGACCCCUUAGAUCCCACCAGAUCAGUGAUUGUGAUCCGCUCCCUGGUGCCGAAUGGUGUGGCAGAAAGAGGCGGAGAACUGUUACCUGGUGACCGUCUGGUCUCAGUCAACCAGUACUGUUUGGAUAACGUCACACUUGCUGAAGCUGUGGAAGUGUUGAAAGCUGUGCCGCCAGGCACUGUACGCCUUGGCAUCUGUAAACCUUUGGUGGAAGGUGAUAAAGAGGAAGAAAGUCGCAUUUUACUUUCAAGCAAUAAUGAAGACAAGACUGAAAUUUCAGGAAUAAUUCAUGAUAUAAAUUCAUCUUUAAUACUUGAAGCACCCCAGGGAUUUAGAGAUGAGCCCUAUUUUAAAGAAGAGCUUGUGGAUGAGCCAUUUCUAGAUUUGGGAAAGGCUUUCCAGUCCCAACAAAAAGAGAUAGACAAUAGCAAGGAGGCCUGGGAAAUGCAUGAAUUUAUGGUCCCUAGGUUGCAAGAGAUGGGUGAAGAAAGAGAAAUGCUUGUUGAUGAAGAAUAUGAGCUCUAUCAAGACCAACUUCAGUCCCUGGAGUCGUAUCCCUCAUCACACAUUCAAGAGGCUGCUCCUGUUCCGUCCAUGGAGGAGGUUCACUUUGGUACACAGUGGUUCCCGGAUCGUGAACUGCCCGAGCCUCAAGAAGCAGGACACAUGAUGAGCAUGUACCCUCAGGACAUGCAACAGUGCGGCUGUAGCCCAGAAGAGAUGAUGAAAGAGAACUUUGGCAUCGAUUCCCUCUCCAUACCCUCAGCUGAAGGAAACACUCAACAAGGCAGAUUUGAUGAUCUGGAAAAUCUUAAUUCAUUAACAAAGAGUAGUCUGGAUUUAGGCAUGAUGAUUCCAAAUGAUGUGCAGGGUCCUGGCUUGCUUGUUGAACUUCCUGUUGUGGCUCAGAGAAGGGAGCAAGAAGAUUUGCCUCUAUAUCAACUCUCCAGGACUCAAGCUGUUUCCAAGGUUUCAGCAUAUGCAGGAAUGUUGUCUUCUAGAUAUACCACUGAUGCAUGUGAAUUACCUGAGAGAGAAGAAGGUGAAGGAGAAGAAACUCCAAACUUCAGCCAUUGGGGACCACCAAGAAUCGUUGAGAUUUUUAGAGAACCAGAUGUAUCUCUUGGUAUUAGUAUUGUUGGCGGACAAACUGUCAUAAAACGUUUAAAGAAUGGAGAGGAGCUUAAAGGAAUAUUUAUUAAACAAGUUUUGGAAGACAGUCCAGCAGGAAAAACAAAUGCUCUUAAAACUGGGGAUAAAAUACUUGAGGUGUCUGGAGUAGAUUUGCAGAAUGCUUCGCACAGAGAAGCAGUUGAGGCCAUUAAGAAUGCAGGAAACCCUGUGGUGUUCGUAGUUCAGAGCUUGUCAUCGACUCCAAGAGUCAUACCUACUGUGCAUAACAAGGCCAAGAAAAUCACUAAUAACCAGGACCAAGACACCCAAGACAAAAAAGAAAAGAGGCGAGGAACUGCUCCACCACCAAUGAAACUGCCACCUCCUUAUAGAGCUCUGUCUGAUGACAGUGGUGAAUCUGAAGAAGAAUGUGCAUUUACCAACAAAAAAAUCAGGCAAAGAUAUGCAGACCUGCCUGGAGAACUCCACAUUAUUGAACUUGAAAAGGAUAAGAAUGGACUUGGACUCAGCCUCGCUGGUAACAAAGACAGGUCACGCAUGAGCAUAUUUGUGGUGGGAAUUAACCCUGAGGGACCUGCUGCCAUGGAUGGACGAAUGCGUAUUGGAGAUGAACUGUUAGAGAUAAACAAUCAGAUUCUAUAUGGAAGAAGUCACCAAAAUGCAUCCGCCAUUAUUAAGACUGCCCCGCCAAAGGUCAAGCUGGUUUUCAUCAGAAAUGAAGAUGCAGUCAAUCAGAUGGCUGUUACUCCCUUUCCAUUACCAUCAAGUUCCCCAACUUCUGUUGAGGAUCAGAGCGGCACUGAACUGGUUAGUGAUGAGGAAGACUCCAGUCUCGAAGUUGGUCUUAAACAAUCUCCUGAAAGUGAAAGCUCCAAACUGGAAGACAUCUCCCAGGUGGUUGGUCAAGGUGUGGUGGCAGGUCAGCAAAAGGCACUGGAAUGUCCAGCUGACAAUGCCGGCAGCCAGAUGAAACAGCAAAAAUACUCAAUGAAAAUCUCCUUCAGUUCACAAGAGAUACCUUUAGCACCAACUUCAUAUCAUUCAACAGAUGCAGACUUCACAGGCUAUGGUGGGUUCCAGGCUCCUCUGUCAGUGGACCCCGCCACAUGUCCCAUCAUUCCUGGCCAGGAAAUGAUUAUAGAAAUAUCCAAAGGGCGUUCGGGGCUUGGUCUCAGCAUUGUGGGAGGAAAAGACACACCCUUGGAUGCUAUAGUUAUACAUGAAGUCUAUGAAGAAGGGGCAGCAGCCCGAGAUGGAAGACUUUGGGCUGGUGACCAGAUAUUAGAGGUUAAUGGGAUUGACCUGCGGAGUGCCAGCCACGAAGAAGCCAUCACAGCCCUGAGGCAGACCCCUCAGAAGGUGCGACUGGUGGUGUACAGAGAUGAAGCGCACUACAGGGAUGAAGAAAACUUGGAGAUUUUCCCCGUGGAUCUGCAGAAGAAGGCUGGUCGAGGACUGGGCUUGAGCAUCGUUGGAAAACGAAAUGGAAGUGGAGUGUUUAUUUCUGACAUCGUGAAAGGUGGAGCCGCAGACCUUGAUGGGAGAUUAAUUCAGGGAGAUCAAAUUUUAUCUGUGAAUGGGGAGGACAUGAGAAGUGCUUCCCAGGAGACAGUGGCCACUAUCCUCAAGUGUGCACAGGGGCUUGUGCAGCUUGAGGUUGGAAGACUCCGAGCUGGUUCCUGGGCUUCCUCGAGGAAGACAUCACAGAACAGUCAGGGGAGUCAGCAUAGCACACACAGCGGCUUCCAUCCUUCCCUGGCUCCUGUCAUCACCAGCCUGCAAAACCUGGUUGGCACAAAACGAGCUUCAGAUCCUUCCCCCCAAAAUUCAGGCACAGAUGUGGGACCAAGGACUGUUGAGAUAAUCAGGGAGCCCAGUGAUGCCCUUGGAAUCAGCAUUGCUGGAGGAAAAGGAAGUCCUUUAGGAGAUAUCCCAAUAUUUAUUGCCAUGAUUCAGGCCAGCGGAGUGGCUGCUCGGACACAGAAGCUUAAAGUUGGAGAUCGGAUUGUCAGCAUUAAUGGGCAACCUUUGGAUGGGCUAUCUCACGCAGAUGUGGUUAAUCUGCUGAAGAACGCCUACGGGUGCAUUAUCCUGCAGGUUGUAGCAGAUACCAACGUAAGUGCCAUAGCAACUCAGCUUGAGAACUUGUCUACGGGCUACCACACUGGUUCGCCCACUGCCGAGCAUCAUCUGGAGGACACAGAAACACCUCCACCUAAGAUUAUUACUUUGGAGAAAGGCUCUGAAGGAUUGGGGUUUAGUAUUGUAGGGGGUUUUGGAAGUCCCCAUGGAGACCUGCCAAUUUAUGUCAAGACUAUAUUUGCAAAGGGAGCAGCUGCAGAUGAUGGCCGAUUGAAGCGAGGUGAUCAGAUUUUAGCUGUUAAUGGCGAGACUCUGGAAGGUGUUACACAUGAGGAAGCUGUGGCCAUUCUGAAACGCCAGAGAGGGACUGUAGUCUUAACCGUGCUAUCCUGA
Rangifer tarandus platyrhynchus (Svalbard reindeer) is the source of this 5721-nucleotide messenger RNA. The record is from the annotation of a GenBank genome assembly. Lineage: Eukaryota; Metazoa; Chordata; Mammalia; Artiodactyla; Cervidae.